GGAUUUUGACGCGAGGUUGCCGUGUGGUCGAGCUCAUCCAUGCCGAGGGCGACUACUCCGGACUGCGGGUCAGCACGGGAGAGAAGGUUUCUGCUCUGGCUUUAGGCGCCACCUCAUGCUGCGCCUUCCCGUCUAGAAACACGGGGCACACUCCACUCAGGAUCAGCAACCACCCUCGCGGUGUCUGAACCAGAAGACCAGCCCAGCCCGAGUGCAGCUGAUAGCACAGCGGGAUCGGAACUCAGCACGGAGCUCGGGUCUGCAACCCAGGCUCAGGCGUCGCUCACCACUGAACCUUCAGAAGCCAUGCUGCUCCUUGAAUCCCCUCAGAGCGCAGCGUUAAGUUCUACGAGCAGCCUCUUACACGCCGACUACCUGUCGUCCUCGUUCCCAGCCGAGGAAUCACUGUCGCUGAGUGAGGAGUUGAAGCUGCCCGGUCUGGAAUUUGUGGGAGCGCAGGUCAGCUCGGAAGUGUUCGGCGCAAGAGAGGCGUCCUCUUACCAGGAGAUGUUCCAGUCGAGUUUCCCAGCCGUGAGCCCCGAGCAGCCGACUCCGUUGGCCCCCCUGAGCAUCUCCCCCGCCAACCCAUCGACCCUACCCAGCUUCGAAGAAACCUACUCCCCCAGGUGGGUUUCCGGGGCCUCGCCUCCCGCACUGCCGAAAUACUGCCUGCUUGCCCCGACGCCUUGCCGCUUCACAAGCCAGACCCCGGCCGAGAGGGUAGCCCGUCUUCAGCAAACGCCCCUUGCUUCCAGGUACAGGCGGGACAUCACCCACUCCGGUGUGUUUUCCUUCAAAUUCGAAGAACUUCGGUCGGACUCCGAGCUGCCCGGCCAAGCCGGCAGCCCGGAGUCCUACCAGGUGUCCGUCGGAGGUUUUUCGCCCAAGCCACAGACGUCCGGCUACAGGCCGCCUUUCACCCCACCGCCACCCGCCAUGACGACCACGUCGCAGGACUUCUACAAGACGGAACCGCCAACGUACCAGACGUCCAGCUGCUACGUGCAAUACCAGAGCGAGCAAGAACACGCUAAAGCAGGUUUCUCCGGCUACCUACAUCCGUCGCCUUCACCGCCCGUCUUCCAGAAGGGCGUCGUGUUCCCCGGAGCCUCGCCGCAGGUCCCACCCAGCGCGUCGGAAAGCACCAGCUUCAGCCUGGCCUCCGGAGGCUCGUCUUCGUCGAUGACCUCUUUUCCCGGAGACCUCACGCCGCCUCUGCCGAGUCCCAGCUCUGCGUGGGUCCAGUCCAGGAAGUCGACGUUGACGAAGCCUUCCACCUCGGGGGAAGCAAGUUUGCGACUCGCGAUGCCUUCGGCCCCUGGCACGCCACCAGCGUCGGGUUCGAGCUCGACGUCCUCUCCCGCUCCCCCGACACCAUCCUACCAGUUAUGUGCCGUCUGCGGAGACAAUGCAGCCUGCCAGCACUACGGUGUGCGAACGUGCGAAGGCUGCAAAGGAUUCUUCAAGAGGACAGUUCAAAAGGGAGCCAAGUACGUGUGCCUUGCAAAUAGAGAUUGCCCCGUGGACAAAAGAAGAAGAAACCGCUGCCAGUUCUGCAGAUUCCAGAAAUGCCUCGCCGUUGGCAUGGUCAAAGAAGUGGUUCGAACAGACAGCUUGAAGGGUCGACGCGGUCGUCUUCCCUCGAAACCAAAGAGCCCCCAAGAAUCUCCACCGUCGCCACCUGUCAGUCUCAUCACGGCCCUCGUCAGAGCCCACGUGGACACCUCUCCGGACCUCGUGAACAGAGAUUACUCGUCGUGUCAUGAAUUGCCGGUCGACGAGUCCAGGAGGACGGCCAGUGAGGUUCAGCAGUUCUACAGCUUGUUGACGUCGUCCGUCGAUUACAUCAAGGCUUUCUCGGAGAAGAUACCUGGCUUCAGCGAGCUGGACAGGAGUGACCAGGAGCUUCUGUUCCAAUCAGCCAGCUUAGAACUCUUCGCUCUGCGGUUGGCGUACAGGAUCAGGCAAGAUGACGACGAGUUCACCUUCUGCAACGGGGUCGUUCUUCAUCGGAGCCAGUGCGAGAGGAUCUUCGGGGACUGGCUCGGUGCCAUCUUCGAGUUUUCUCAAAGUCUGCAUGCCAUGCAGAUUGACAUAUCUGCAUUCGCCUGCCUUGCUGCGCUGACUCUCGUCACUGAACGCCACGGCUUAAAGGACUGCGCCAAGGUGGAACAGCUCCAGAUGAAGAUAGUAAGCUCCCUGCGGGACCACGUGACGUACAACAGCGAAGCGCAAAAGAAGCCCCACUACUUCUCUCGCCUGCUGGCCAAGCUGCCAGACCUCCGAAGCCUGAGCUUGCAGGGCUUGCAGCGGAUCUUCUACCUGAAGCUCGAAGAGUUGGUGCCUGCACCCGCCGUCAUCGAGAACAUGUUCGUGUCCAGCCUGCCCUUUUAAAUGUCGGCACUGGGCGGGCUGUAGUCCACGCCUCGGCCAGGGACUUGCUCUCUCAUGUGGCGAUCCUGGGCCACUGCCCCUGGGAGUGGACGCGCUGCCUUCGGAUUGUCCGGCGAACGUCGCAGUUGGGCCGUUUGUCUGUGACUCUGUUGACGUCUUCACAACACCCUGGUCCCGUCUCUUGUCUUUUUUUAAGCCUUUCCGUUGUCGUUGUCGGAAAUCUGCCUCUUGGCCUCGCGCCGCGGCCUCGGUCUUUUGGGGUCCACCUCACAAUAAUGAUCGUUGUGAUAGCAGUUAAGUGCGUUUUCAGUCCGUCUUCGUGCCGUGCUUUCACGUUGUUACAUUUGUUUUGUUACUUCCCCUGUCGGGGGCCCAAGUCCCUCGUGCAUUUCUGGCGAUGCAUUUUAUGUCCAUCACCAUCACCCCCCCCCCCCCUUUCCACCACACCAGUCUACACCACUAACCACAGCAUCGUAGCGUGCACGGCCUCUAGCUUUACACCCCGUUAUGCACUUUAGGGUCGCAAGGGAAUCGCAUUACAUUCUCACACACUUGUAUAUUUUCCUCUUUCUGUCGGCAGCUCACCCUCACAUCACCAAGUAUUAUGCGUAUAUGUCCAUGCGGCUGCCGCCUGCCGAGUUUAUAAGAGAGGCUCACGCUCUGACCCCGAAGCUCUAUGUCCGAGAGAGUAGUUUACCGGCUGUAGGGAAUUGAACCCAAUGUCCGGUCUGACAUUUCCGGUUCAAAAUUCCGGUUCGGACUCCACGAAGCUCUGGGUCGAGGGAGCAAGGUACACAGCGACCUUCUGUGCUGGGAGGGUCCACUCGUCUUUCGAGCGUGUCCUGUGCCGCCUUUACUCCUCGUCGAACGGGCAGAGAAUAAGGCCCCCAGCGCCAGCCUCGCUGUGUCAGUUCCAAGUGGAAACCGCGUGAUAUUACCAUGGGACACGACGCGGUGCGACAUUUUGUGCAGUCGUCGCUGAUUCACCUCUCAAGAGCAGUUCGCAUCUAGUCUCCCGAGAGCGUUUUAUUAAACCUUCAAAGUUUUAUGGGAUGUUGCAGCGAAUUUUUUAUAGUUUCUUUCUUGACAGAGAGUAUGUACCGCAUCUGUAGAGUGCGCUUGUUACAGCGGAAAUGUUGCGCGGCUCAUUUGUGCGCGCCCCGUGGAUCUAGUCAGAUACCUUGUUGAUACUAUGUUGUUUUUUGUUGCGCCUAGAUGACUUUGUUGUUUAACUGUAGCCCGAUGGACUCGAUGAGUUGUAGCCGCGUGCUUCUACUCGUCUACGGGCUCCUGCUCUGCUCAUUAAAGUUCAGCGGCCAGUCGGCUUAGCAGUUGUUCGAGGAUGUCCUCUCGCCAGCCCGUAGGAACUUCGGUACUCGCAGUUGACAAGUCAUGUACAAAAGGAAGAGCCUGCCUUCGUAUUUUUGUGUACAGCUGGAGCGAGGACAACACGACACGUACGCAGCAGCCCCUCCCCCACUGCCUUACAGCGACAUUCCGUUACAUCUCGACACCAUCUGAACGCGAAGACAUUCCUGACGGCCCCAGCCCCAUUGGCACCCCCGCCGUUUUUUUUUUUUUUUUUUUUUUUUUUUUUUUUUUUUUUUUUUUUUUUUUUUUUUGCGAGAUUAUUGUUUUUAAUUCGCCUUAUUUCGCUUACCCAGCAAUUGUGCACCAUUUUUAUUUUUGUACGAACACGUGUACAUAUGUCCCGACAGAAAAACAAAAACAAAAAACACGAGCCACACGUGGCCACAACAAUAAACCCGUGGUUGCUCUAGUCGUUAGGCAGUUUCGUUUUUGAUCACCCCACAUACUUUAGAAGCGUUAGAUUUACAGCGCUGCUAUUUCAGUAUUGGGGAACUCUAUAGAGGUUGAUAGUACAAAACGGAUGCCACCGAGUCGAACAGGCAUAAGGGUGCAUGUUCCACUCGACACCCAAAGUCGCAGGAGGCCGGCGCGUGUAUGUGAGCGUAUGAGCACCUAUUUUUCUUAAGCUGUAUAAGGCUGUAGGAUCGCGCGGCAUCUGAUUGCGAACCCCCGCACCCUGACGUUUAUCGCGCUGCUAUACCGCAGGCUCUGCGUGCUACACACUGAGGUCAAGCGGCACGUAUAGCGACCCGCCAUUGGUCGCCGGGUUUGGUUGGCGUGCAGUGGGACUGGGUUUGAGUUCUUUGUUACGAGGAUUUCGACUCAUGGACACACUCAUAACCUCAAUAAUGUGUUUGUUGUAUGAACACUGUCAUGAUUUACCAAUUUGUUCCUUGAUUCUUUUUUUUUUUUUUUCAGAAGACGUGAGUGAAAUACAGAAUUUGUUGCUGUUGUGACA
Molecule: messenger RNA, 4723 nt
Organism: Ixodes scapularis (black-legged tick)
Lineage: Eukaryota; Metazoa; Arthropoda; Arachnida; Ixodida; Ixodidae
Gene: Hr38
Product: probable nuclear hormone receptor HR38
Exons: 9
Coding region: 307-2394 (695 amino acids)
Biological process (GO): cellular response to corticotropin-releasing hormone stimulus; regulation of transcription by RNA polymerase II
Cellular component (GO): nucleus; transcription regulator complex
Molecular function (GO): nuclear receptor activity; RNA polymerase II cis-regulatory region sequence-specific DNA binding; zinc ion binding
Source: RefSeq, a predicted model, not a curated record